CCAUGGCCGAGCCCGCUGCAGGGGCCAGGCAGCGCCCGCCGCCCGCGGGGCGCAGGAGGUGACGGACUCCUCAUGAGAGCCCCCGGCAGGUGCUCGCGGGACGCCGGCGAUCGCUGUGCGCUGAGGCUGGCACGGAGACAUGAGUGGCAGCACGAGCCAGCGCGCCGCCGCCCUGGGGGUCCUCUUUGCCCUGAUCAUGUUGCUGAUCAUCUACAGCUCCGGCAACGGGAGCGAGGUCUUCCCCUACAGCCGCCUGCGGGGCAGAGCCCGCCGGCCCCCCGACCUCAAGAAGUGGGGGGUGAAAAGCGGGUACCUGCCUGUCUGCGGGAACAAGACCCUGACUGCCCGCUGCCACCAAUGCGUCAUUGUCACCAGCUCCAGCCACCUCCUGGGCACCCACGUGGGCACGGUCAUCGACGGGGCUGAGUGCACCAUCCGCAUGAACGAUGCUCCCACCACAGGCUACAAUGCUGAUGUGGGCAACAAGACCAGCUUCCGCGUGGUGGCCCACUCCAGCCUCUACCGUGUCCUCAAGCGGCCCCAAGAGUUCGUCAACAAAACCCCAGAGACCAUCUUCAUCUUCUGGGGGCCGCCCACCAAGAUGCAAAAGAGCCUUCUGAAGAUCAUCCAGCGCGUCUGCGCCUCGUUCCCCAACAUGACAGCCUACGUCGUCUCCCCCGGCCGCAUGAAGCAGUUUGAUGACCUGUUUCGGGGGGAGACAGGGAAGGACAGGGAGAAGUCUCGCUCGUGGCUCAGCACCGGCUGGUUCACCAUGGUGAUCGCGGUGGAGCUGUGCGACGCCAUCCACGUCUAUGGCAUGGUGCCACCCAGCUACUGCGGCCGCCACCCCCCACCCCGCCGCCUGCCCUACCACUACUACGAGCCGAAGGGCCCCGACGAGUGCACAACCUACAUCCACAACGAGCGGAGCCGCAGGGGCAACCACCACCGCUUCAUCACUGAGAAGAGGGUCUUUGCCAGCUGGGCCGGCCUCUACAACAUCACCUUCUCCCACCCCACCUGGACCUAGGGGCUGCCCCAUGCCUGCUGGGCAGACCCCUGCAGCUGGGAUGGAUGGGAGUGGUGGGAUCCUGGCAUCAGACGCCACCAGCUGCCUCCCACAGGACCACUGCUGUUGUGCGUGGUGGCUCCUUGCACCUGGGAUGUGUUGGGUUUUUGAGCUGUUUUUUGGGGGCCAGGUGGUGAAUGUAAGAUAUGGGGUGUGCCCCCUCCAUGUGCAGGAUAUUUGGCCAUGAUAUCCUGCCCCAUCCUGGUCCAUGCACCUUGCAGCCCCUGUGAGGCUGUAAGGGGGUUCCAGGACUCCUCGGCUCAGUUUUGGUUUGCACCACUUCUGGGGUCUUUCCCCUAACGGUCUGGGUGAGGAGACCCCCUCUUGGAGCUCAGCCCCCCCCACCAUCCCCAGCCCCACAUCCCAGUCCUCAGUCAUGCUUC
Vidua macroura (Pin-tailed whydah) is the source of this 1452-nucleotide messenger RNA. RefSeq names its product ST6 N-acetylgalactosaminide alpha-2,6-sialyltransferase 6 (gene ST6GALNAC6). Gene Ontology annotation, biological process: ganglioside biosynthetic process; oligosaccharide metabolic process. The record is from RefSeq and is a predicted model, not a curated record. The transcript has 6 exons. The coding region runs from base 140 to 1030 and encodes 296 amino acids. NCBI's taxonomy places the organism in Eukaryota, Metazoa, Chordata, Aves, Passeriformes, Viduidae. Gene Ontology annotation, molecular function: alpha-N-acetylgalactosaminide alpha-2,6-sialyltransferase activity.